Messenger RNA from Nicotiana attenuata, 940 nucleotides. RefSeq names its product microsomal glutathione S-transferase 3. Lineage: Eukaryota; Viridiplantae; Streptophyta; Magnoliopsida; Solanales; Solanaceae. Gene Ontology annotation, molecular function: glutathione transferase activity; glutathione peroxidase activity. The transcript is spliced from 4 exons. The record is from RefSeq and is a predicted model, not a curated record. Gene Ontology annotation, cellular component: membrane; nuclear envelope; endoplasmic reticulum. The coding region runs from base 260 to 697 and encodes 145 amino acids.
AAAGGUCUUUAGAAUUGAGGAAGGUGCAGGCUCAUAUUAUAUUACUGCAAUAAUAAAUGUGGGAACAUAAACAGACAAAGUCAAAAUCCAUUGGAGCAGGCUUGGUAAACAAGCCAACAAUAUAAAACUUUUCUGAUCCAGAGAGAUCUUGAAGAAGUCAAUAUAAACCAAAGCCCGAGAACCUCACCUCAACACAAAGCAAAGUAUCAAUCUCCAAAACUUCUCAAAUUCUCUCUCAAAACUCAAAUAGGAAAAAGCUAUGGCUGGAGUUGAAUUGCUCCCCAAAGAAUAUGGAUACGUAAUUCUUGUUCUUGUCUUCUACUGUUUCCUUAACUUCUGGAUGUCAUUUCAAGUCGGCAAAGCUCGCAAAAAGUACAAGGUUUCUUAUCCAACAAUGUACGCAAUUGAAGCUGAAAAUAAGAAUGCUAAGCUCUUUAAUUGUGUUCAGAGAGGUCAUCAAAAUUCAUUAGAAAUGAUGCCAAUGUUUUUCAUGCUGAUGAUUAUUGGAGGAAUUAGGCACCCCUUGAUUUGUGCAUCACUUGGAGCUGUUUAUAUUGUAUGUCGCUUUUUCUACUUCACUGGCUAUUCCACCGGCGAUCCCCAAAAUCGUCUUACUAUUGGGAAAUAUAAUUUCUUGGCAAUAAUGGGGCUGAUGAUAUGCUCAAUAUCUUGUGGAGUUAAUCUCCUUAUGUCCUGAAUAAUAGUCUCACAUCGGAGCUGUUCCUAGUAAUUCCCUUUAUUUCCAGUAGAGGCUGUCUUUUGUGUCUUUCCCUGUUGCAUUUUGAUGUUGCCGUUUGGUUUAGUUCUCUCGUUUUCCUGGUUGCUGCCAGUUUCCAGCUCUUGUAAUGUGAUCCAGGUCUUUUAAGUUGGACCUUCUUGUGGAAUUCUGUUAAUAAUACGAGUUAAUUGGUACUUUCUGUAUCAAGAUAUAUUGUCUGUG